GCGGCCUUUGUUACUCUCCGGAUGCAAAGCGGCAUCAGCUCCUUCCUCUCCCUGUCCCUUUUCCUUUGAGGAGGUGGUCGUAUAUUUCACUGCGGCAGAGUGGCUGGAUCUGGACCCAAGAGCUCUUCACAGGGAAGUCAUGCUGGAGAACUAUGGAAGCGUGACCUCUCUGGAAGAUGACAGUCAAAGGAAUGAGAAGGGUGAGGUACUUCAGCCGCAAUUGCAAGAUAAAGAUAAUAAUGAAGACUUGAAAGGAAACAUCAGGAAUCAAGGUGGACCUAAAAGAAAGAGAGCUAACUGUUUGGCUGAGAAGAGAGAUGGAAGAAAGUGUAAUGCACAUUUCCCAAUGCACAAUAUAACAAAGACAAGUAAAUCCAUUCAGUGUGGCAAGCACGUACAACAUAGCUCACAAAUUCUUGUGAACCAAAGAAUAAAAAGAGAAGAGAAACCUUUUGAAUGCUCUGAGUGUGGAAAGAAAUUCAGUCAGAGUAGCAAUCUUCAACAGCACAAAAUCACUCACACAGGGGAGAAACCCUUUGAAUGUUCAGAGUGUGGGAAGAGAUUCACUCAAAAUGGCAGUCUUCAGCUGCAUCAAAGAACCCACACAGGGGGAAAACCUUUUGAAUGCUCGGAGUGUGGAAAGAGAUUCAGUCAGAAUGGCAGUCUUCAACGGCAUCAAAGAACCCACACAGGAGAGAAGCCUUUUGAAUGUUCAGAGUGUGGAAAGAGAUUCAGUCAAAGUUACCAUUUUCAGUAUCAUCAAAGAACCCACACAGGGGAGAAACCUUUUGAAUGUUCAGAAUGUGGAAAGAAAUUCAGUCAGAGUGGCCAUCUUCAGCUGCAUAAAAGAACCCACACAGGAGAGAAACCUUUCAAAUGCUCAGAGUGUGGAAAGAGAUUCAGUGUGAUUGGCAGUCUUCAACUGCAUAAAAGAACCCACACAGGGGAGAAACCUUUUGAAUGCUUAGAGUGUGGAAAGAGAUUCAAUCAAAGUUACCAUUUUCAGUAUCAUCAGAGAACCCACACAGGGGAGAAACCUUUUGAAUGUUUAGAGUGUGGGAAAAGAUUCAGUCAUAGCAGCAGCCUUCUGUAUCAUCAAAGAACUCACACAGAGGAGAAACCUUUCACAUGCUCAGAGUGUGGAAAGAGAUUCUAUCAUCGUGGCCAUCUUCAAUAUCAUCAGAGAACCCACUCAGGGGAGAAACCUUUUGAAUGCUCAGAGUGUGGAAAGAAAUUCAGUCGGAGUGGCCAUCUUCAACUGCAUAAAAGAACCCAUACAGGGGAGAAACCUUUUGAAUGCUCAGAGUGUGGAAAGAGAUUCAGUGUGAUCAGCAGUCUUCACCAGCACCUAAGAACCCACACAGGAGAGAAACCUUUCGAAUGCUCAGAGUGUGGAAAGAGAUUCUGUGACCGUAGUAGUCUUCAUCGGCACCAAAUAACCCACACAGGGGAGAAACCUUUUGAAUGCUCCAAGUGUGGAAAGAGAUUCAAUGUGAUCAGCAAUCUUCACCAGCACCUAAGAACCCACACAGGAGAGAAACCUUUUGAAUGCUCAGAGUGUGAGAAGAGAUUCAGUGACCGUAGUAGUCUUCAGCGCCACCAAAGAACCCACACAGGGGAGAAACCAUUUGAAUGCUCUGAGUGUGGAAAGAGAUUCAGGAGGAGGAACACUCUUCAAGUGCACCAAAAAAACCACACAGGAGAGAAACCUUUUGAGUGUUCAGAGUGUGGAAAAAGAUACAGUUGGAGGGGGAAUCUUGAAGAGCAUCGAAGAACCCACACAGGGGAGAAACCUUUUGAGUGUUCAGAGUGUGGAAAAAGAUACAGUUGGAGGGGGAAUCUUGAAGAGCAUCGAAGAACCCACACAGGGGAGAAACCUUUUGAGUGUUCAGAGUGUGGAAAGAGAUUCAGUGCGAGCAGCAAUCUUCAGCACCAUCUAAGGACCCACACAGGGGAGAAACCUUUUGAGUGUUCAGAGUGUGGGAAAAGAUUCAGUACGAACGGCAAUCUUCAGCAGCAUCUAAGAACCCAUACAGGAGAGAAACCUUUUGAGUGCUCUGAAUGUGGAAAGAGGUUUAGUCAGAGUGGCCAUCUUCAACAUCAUCAGAGAAACCACACAGGGGAGAAACCUUUUGAAUGUUCAGAGUGUGGAAAGAGAUUCUUUACCAGUGGCAGUCUUCAAAGGCAUUACAGAACCCACACAGGGGAGAAACCUUUUGAGUGCUCAGAGUGUGGAAAGAGAUUUAGUGUGAGCAGCAAUCUUCAGCAGCAUCUGAGAACCCACACAGGGGAGAAACCCUUUGAGUGUUCAGAGUGUGGGAAAAGAUUCAAUACAAGCAACAAUCUUCAACAUCAUCAGAGAAGCCACACAGGGGAGAAGCCUUUUGGAUGCUCAGAGUGUGGAAAGAGAUUCAGUAUGAGUGGCACUCUACUACGACAUCAAAGAACCCACACAGGGGAGAAACCUUUUGAGUGUUCAGAGUGUGGAAAAAGAUUCAGUAAGAGUGACAGUCUUCAAUAUCACCAGAAAACCCACACAGGGGAGAAACCUUUUGAGUGCUCCGAGUGUGGAAAGAGAUUCAGUACGAGUGGUACUCUACUACGACAUCAAAGAACCCACACAGGGGAGAAACCUUUUGAGUGUUCAGAGUGUGGAAAGAGAUUCAGUACGAGUGGCAGUCUUCAAUAUCACCAUAAAACCCACACAGGGGAGAAACCUUUUGAGUGCCCCCAGUGUGGAAAGAGAUUCAGUGCGAGCAGCAUUCUUCAGCAGCAUCUAAGAACCCACACAGGGGAGAAACCUUUUGAGUGUUCAGACUGUGGGAAAAGAUUCAAUACAAGCGACAGUCUUCAACAUCAUCAGAGAAACCACACAGGGGAGAAACCUUUUGAAUGUUCAGAGUGUGGAAAGAGAUUCUGUACAAGUGGCAGUCUUCAAAGGCAUCACAGAACCCACACAGGGGAAAAACCUUUUGAGUGCUCAGAGUGUGGAAAGAGAUUCAGCCAGACUUGCCAUCUCCAUUACCAUCACAGAAUACACACAGGGGAGAAACCGUUUGAAUGCUCAGAGUGUGGAAAGAGAGUCAGUACGAGUGGUGCUCUACUACGACAUCAAAGAAUCCACACAGGGGAGAAACCUUUCGAGUGUUUGGAGUGUGGGAAGAGAUUUGGUAGGAGUGGCCAUCUUCAAUAUCACCAGGGAACCCAUACAAAGGAGAAACGUUUUGAGUGCUCUGAGUGUGGAAAUAGGUUUAGCCAUAGACGUAUUUUGGCUGACUCUUCCCCCAACGACCAUCUCCAGCAGGGCACCGCUGAGAUAAUUAGAAGCCACGCAAAGGUGUUCAAGGUCUUGGCAUAG
Molecule: messenger RNA, 3358 nt
Organism: Heteronotia binoei (common prickly gecko)
Lineage: Eukaryota; Metazoa; Chordata; Lepidosauria; Squamata; Gekkonidae
Product: zinc finger protein 420-like
Exons: 6
Coding region: 140-3358 (1072 amino acids)
Biological process (GO): regulation of transcription by RNA polymerase II
Cellular component (GO): nucleus
Molecular function (GO): DNA-binding transcription activator activity, RNA polymerase II-specific; RNA polymerase II cis-regulatory region sequence-specific DNA binding
Source: RefSeq, a predicted model, not a curated record